AUGGAAGAGAGGGAAGAAGAGAAAGUAUUUAUAUAAUAAUUACAAAAAUUUUGGGAAUAAAGAGGUGUAACUAUUAAAAUACCUUAAAUUGGUGGUAGAGAAUUGGAAGUUUUUAAACUAUAUAAAGCAGUCACAAAAAGAGGAGGUUUAAAAGUUGUAUCAGCCAAUAAAUUAUGGAAAGUAAAAUUUAAUUUUGAUCUGAAAAGGAAAUAGUAGAUCAAUUCUCUUUUCCAGCUACAUGUACAUCAGCCUCAUUUACUCUAAGAAAUCAUUAUUAAAAAUUGUUAUUGGCAUAUGAAUAAAAAUAUUUCUUUGGAAAAGAAGAUGGCUAUAUAUAUGAUGAAGAAAUGAGCUCAAAUAGAAAGAAAGCUAAAAUAGGUUUUGAAGAAGAAGUUUAAUAAGCUAGUUAUGCGUAAUAAUAAUAUCUAUUAAAAAGUGUAGAAGCAGAAGAUAGAUAACAUUAAUUAGAAUUUAGUGGAUAACCUCUUAGUACACUUUUGAAUUAAAAUUAUUAAAAAGUAGAAAAAUCAGAAACAAUAUUUUUUAUUAAGAAAUCAAAAAUAUAAGCAUAAGCAAGUGAAGUUAAAAGAAUUAUGCUUGCUUUUGAAAGUAGAAUUGAUGAUGAACUUACAUUUGCCAUUAAUAAUUUAUUAAUGUAUUCUUGUAAUUAUUCAGUAUUACUAUUAAUAUUAAUUAUUUUAGCAAAGUUUUCUCAUUGAUUAAUAUCCAUAAUUACUUGAUACUAUUACUUCUUAUAUUGAAGAUACUAUUAAAUAAAUUAGUUACCUAAAUAAAUCUUACUCUUUUAAAACUUGUCUUUAAACAGUAGGAUAACAAUAAUUAGAGAAUUUAGGAUAAUCAUAAAGAAAAUCAAUGCAAGUUCAAACUGAUUUAAUUAAAAAUCAGAAUGUAUAAGAAAAUUAUAAUUCUCAUAUAUCAUUUAUUAUGAAUGAUCAAAUGACUGAAAUGGUGAAACCUAGUGAAUUAAUCUAUAAGAAAAAAUAUAUUGAUUUAAUUUAAGGGAAUUAUGAAAAAAAAGCAGAAUGUAAACAUUUGGAAAAAUUGAGAACUUUAUUUGUAACUUUGAGAAAUUUGGUUAUGAUUAGAUCUAAUGAAACUUGUUUUAUGAAACAAGAUAAAUUAUUAUCCUUUUUUUAUUAAAUUCUUUUGUCUGGAGCAGAUUAAGAAUUAUCUAAAUCAACAUUAGAAAUAUUCUCAAUCUUAUCCAAACAUAUACAUCUAAAAUAAUCAGUCUAUAUGGAUGCAUUUAUGUAAAAAUUAAUAGAAAUACUAAAUGGUGAAUCAUACGAAGAUAUAGGUUUAGUAACUGAAACUUUUAGAAAUAUGAUAUCUAUAUCUGAUAAUGAAGCAAUUAUUGAAGGAGCUAUAGGAGAAUAUAUAGAUUAAUUAGCAAGAUUAUUAAUAUAUCAAAAUUAAGAAUUAAGAGAAAUAGUUUUAGAGUUUUUCUGUUACUUAAGUGAUUUAAAAAUGACAACAAGAUUAUCCAUAGCUAAACAUCCUAAAAUAUUAUAAAGACUAGUUGCCAUAUUGAGUAUUGGAUAAAUUAAAAUAAAUUCUCUAAAAUAAUAAGAGUAAAGAAAUAAUCAGGAUAAAAUCAAUGAAAAACAUGUUAAAUUAGCAGCUAUCACUCUCAAUAAUAUAUCAUAAGCUCCUGCUGCAAAAUAAUAUUUGCUUAUUUUUGAAAAGUAAAUAUUUUAAUUUUAAUUUGAGGGAAUUAUUUUUGGUUGCUGCAUCUGAUGAAACAGUUACACCUUUGCUUUCAUAAAUCCUUUUUGAGUUAUCAUUAGUAGAAUGA
Molecule: messenger RNA, 1816 nt
Organism: Paramecium primaurelia
Lineage: Eukaryota; Ciliophora; Oligohymenophorea; Peniculida; Parameciidae
Source: the annotation of a GenBank genome assembly